CCGAAUCUUGGACUCACGAUGGAUACUUGGACUAUACAUCCAGUGUAGAUUCUGGAUCUACUGUAACGGACUAGAAAAUCUUGACGUGGCUGAAGAGACUCCAGAUGAUCGGUCUCAUCUAUCACUGAUGGACCGAGCUCGCCAGUGCAAGUCUUCUAAGAAUCCAAGCGAAACCGCUCGUCUUUACAUCAGAGCUUUAUUCAACUCUUUCUUCCCUGCGUACCUGGAUAUGGAUGAUGUGAUGUGGAUGGAAUGCUUGAAGGAGCUCUCUUCGCUUCUGUGCGGUGCUGAAGUCGGCUCCGCCGAGGAACAGCAGUUGUACACCAUUUUCCAAGAAGAAUUCUCAAUGACGAUCGUUUACUCCGGACUUUCUGCUAGUGAUAUAAAGCUUCUAGACGAUAGCGUAACAAUGUCCAACGAGCUUUCCGACAAUUUCUCGCCAUGGCUGUUGGAUAUUGUCAUUAAAGAGCGUCUGAAGCCGUUUUGGGACGGAUUUUUGCGACAGUCAAUGAACUCUUGGCCUCUUGCCUCGCAAGCUGUGUGUCAACGCUUUGUGCAUUCCUUUCCACGAUCCGGAUCCGGAUCGAACAUUCUCAGAUGGAGAUGCCGGCUCGAGCUUGCUAUAGAGCUUUCCCACAGAAAGUUGGAAGAGACACACCGUCAACUUGUAAUGUCUCUGGUGGAUCUUUUCGCAUCACAAUGGGAUAACUCUCUUGGAAAGAUUCGCCAAUGUUGCCUUUCUGUAGAAAAGAUAUUUCAAGAAUCUUGUCUCAACCAAUACAUUAAAGACAUUUUCCCCGAUGUCAGAAUCGAAGGAUAUUUCUGCAGCCCCUCGCAUGGUGGACCAACCUAUGGGAGCGACUUCGGAGCCCGAGAGUACGUUGUUGAUCGGCUCCUAUACCUCAUCGUGGUCUUAUCAUUGCACUGCUUCUCAAGAGCCUGGUGGACAUUCGGGCGUGAAUUGAUGGAAGUUAUCAACAACGACUUAGUGUCCCUCAGCCUUGAUUAUCACAGCUAUAAACAAUACGGGCGGCCUGCGAUGUGGUUUUCACUCCACCUAUAGCUCUUCGACAUAUAUUGUAGAAACAAAUAUUCGUCUGAAGCUGCUGAGAGUUUUUCCAACGCCUUUUGGAUAAUUAAACAAUUUCCUAUAUGGCGGUCGGCAGCUGGAAGUGACGAGUUGAUCAUGAUUCAAAAGUGCCAAAAACAGUGGGUGAAGCUUGCGGAUGCUGCUUAUCAUCCGAACCUUUCAAAGUCUACAAGGCUGCAGAUGACUGAAGUCAACAAAGUACUGGGGGGAUGGAACACAGAGGACUUGCGCUUGCUAGGUACUACUCCAGUUGGAUGUA
Messenger RNA from Mollisia scopiformis, 1349 nucleotides. RefSeq lists its product as uncharacterized. Bases 128 to 1063 code for a protein of 311 amino acids. Lineage: Eukaryota; Fungi; Ascomycota; Leotiomycetes; Helotiales; Mollisiaceae. The record is from RefSeq and is a predicted model, not a curated record. The transcript has 2 exons.